Candidula unifasciata is the source of this 2205-nucleotide messenger RNA. The record is from the annotation of a GenBank genome assembly. Lineage: Eukaryota; Metazoa; Mollusca; Gastropoda; Stylommatophora; Geomitridae.
AUGACAGAUAAAGAAUAUGCGCCAUUGACAGCUGCUUGUGUUCGAGCAUUGGUGGAUAAACUGUACGAGAAGAGGAAAAGUGCUGCCUUAGAAAUAGAAAGGAUUGUCAAAGAAUUGUCAGCAAAUAACCAGGUUGACCAGAUUAAGAAAUUAUUGAGGGUUUUGGAAGAAUUUGCAUCAUCUCAGAAUCCCAACACAAGAAAAGGAGGACUUAUUGGCUUGGCUGCAGUUGCUAUUGGACUCGGAAAGGAAUCAUGCAGCUACAUCAACAAUCUGGUACGGCCUGUAGUCAUGUGUUUCCAUGAUGGGGACAGCCGGGUGCAGUAUUACGCCUGUGAGGCCCUCUACAACAUCGUCAAGGUGGCCAGGGGGGCUGUGCUGCCGCACUUCAAUGAGAUCUUUGAUGGCCUCAGCAAGUUGGCAGCACACCCAGACCAGAAUGUGAAGAAUGGGGCCGAGUUGCUAGACAGGCUGAUCAAGGACAUUGUGACUGAGAGUUCAUCCUUCGAUCUAGUGGCUUUCAUCCCUCUACUCAGGGAACGCAUCUAUACGAGAAACCCUUUUGCCCGGCAGUUUGUCGUGUCCUGGAUUGAAGUGCUCGAUGCAGUUCCAGAAAUCAACAUGUUGGUUCUUCUACCAGAAAUCCUCGACGGACUUUUUCAGAUCCUUGGAGACAACAGUCAUGAGAUUAAAAAAAUGUGUCAGGGAGUGUUGUCUGAGUUUCUAGAGGGAAUCCGCCGCUCUAAAAAUGGCAUCAACUUCACAGGGAUGGCCAAUAUUUUGAUCAUCCACAGUCAGAAUGCAGAUGAUCUGAUCCAGUACACUGCCAUUACCUGGUUGAGAGAGUUCAUAGCACUGGCUGGACGAGCCAUGUUGCAUCACAUGGCAGGCAUCCUCAACGCUGUCCUGCCCUGCCUCUCUUACACCGAUGAAAGUCGCAAAAAGGUGCGGGAGGCAGCCGAAAGUUUGAACCAAGCCUUGAGGAAGUUGGUGGAAGCACAAGAUGACCAGCCCACGCCCACGGCAGAAAACAUUACAUUUUAUUCCGAAGUGGCCAGCAACGAGAAACAGUCCUUAGAUUCUCCCAACAGAGGAAGUGCAAUACAACUAGAAAUCCUGUCUUUGAUCAAAGUGCUGCAGCGGUUGCUGGGCCAUGAAACCAUACAGGCCAGGAUAGCGGCACUCAAGUGGUUUAACCUACUCCUGGUGAAAACACCCAACAAGACAUUCCGGCACAUAGAGGAGUUCUUUGGACUUCUGCUGACUACUUUGGCAGACCCCUCUGAUGAUGUGGUGCUACUAGACCUUGAAGUGCUUUCUGAGAUCUCCUCCAAUCCUGCAGGAUUUGGAGCUGUCCCAGGUCAGCCUGAGGGAGGAGCUACCACACCAUCUUCAGACAAAUCCGCCGGAGAGUUGAAGCUGAACCCUUACUUCACCAAACUGAUGAACGGUCUCAUCGAGUGGUUCAAGAAAGACAAGCAGUUAUUAGAAGAUAGGGGAGCAUUUAUUAUCAGGCAGCUGUCGAUUUACUUGAGUGCCGAAGCCAUUUUCCGAAGUCUGGCAGAGAUUCUGAUAGAAGAGGAUGACGUGAAUUUUGCUUGCACUAUGGUUCAGUGUCUGAACACAAUCUUGCUGACCUCCACUGAAAUCUAUGAGCUGAGGUCACAGCUGAAGGAACUUGCCACAGAGGAGAGCUGCAGCCUGUUCUGUUGCUUGUACAAGUGCUGGUCACACAGCCCUGUCUCCCUCAUGUCCUUGUGUUACCUCACCCAGAACUACAAGCAGGCCUACCGACUGAUGCAGAUUUUCGGAGACUUGGAGGUUACGGUUGAUUUCUUGAAGGAGAUAGACAAGCUGGUCCAGCUAAUAGAGUCGCCAAUCUUCGCAUACUUACGACUGCAGCUGCUGGAGGCACACCACAACCCGGAGUUGAUCAAGAGCCUGUAUGGUCUCCUCAUGGUCCUGCCUCAGUCGGAGGCUUUCAAGUUGCUGCGCUAUAGACUGGAGUGUAUACCUCAGAUUAACUUGACGCUAGCCUUAGAUACAGACACCAAGCAACGAGGGGAAGAGAGAAGUUUGGUGAAAAAGAUCAACUUUGACAGUCUCCUGGACCACUUCCUGUCAGUACAAGCUAAACACAGAGAGUACAAGAGAAAACAAGUGGCCUACAAGAUCUCUGCUGUCAAGAACAUAGACAUGAAGUAA